UACAUCACCAAGCCCUCUUUAAGAAUGAAGAAAUACUUGACUUAAUCCUUGUAUGUGACUCUGCAAACAAGUUCCAUAUGAAGAGAAAGAUUUGGACAAUUUGUGUCCUCCUUUGUCUAUUCUUGAGUCUUGAGUGUUGCCAUGGAGUUUCUGGGAACCCAAUAACAAAUGAUGUGAGCAGACUGUUGUUACUGAAACAGAAUAUUCCAAAGAAUUAUGAGAUUCCUAUACAUUAUAUUCCCAAAGAAUUGUGUGGUAUGUGCUGGGUUAUAUUAAAUAGCUAUCCUUUGGAGCAAAGCCUUAAGGAUCUGGCCCAGAUGUUUGGUGCUAUCUCUUCUAACAAAGACGAGAUAAUCAUCUUCAUUACAAUGCUACAGAGUCUACGCUUCCAGCUUGAUCAUGAGGAGUUGGAGGCAACAAUGCAAGUCUUCCAGUGCCACUACAGGGAGGAGAAAUGGAUAUCUGGACAAUAUUUUGACUAUGUCAGAGAGCUUUUAGAUUCUGCAGCUCACAUGGCAAGAGGAUUUCGCUGUAAGCCUCCUCCAUGUCCAGCCUCAUACAUUCACUUACCAGGGAGUAAAGCACAGGACCAUGAACUCACUCGCUCAAGGAAUAGUCUUUUGUCCCUGCUUUUUCUCCCAGCCACAGCCAGUGUGUUCCUCUUCGUGUGUGUGGUCAAGUUAAGAAGAGGCCAACAGAGGAACAUUGGGAAUAGCCAGAGAACACCCUCCUCUGAAGUGGAGGGGAGUCAGCGGACUAUACAUUUCUCUAUUCUACCUCAGCCUUUCUCCACCAGCCCAUCUCUAUCCCUCCAUCCCUUUUCAUCCCACACACCACCACUGGGGAGAGUUUGAACAUCUAGAAAAGAGCAGAUCUGGGAGAACAGCAGAGGGCCAAGAGUGGGACAUCUGUUUUGGCAAUUGUGAAGUGCCAGUGAAGUCACUUUAUUAAUGUCUACAUUGACAACUAGUUAAAAAAGCAGGUAACCUAACUUUUUACCUAAACUGGUAUCAGGCUUAUCAUUGUGAAGUGGAAUAGCAUAACCGAAUCACACUGCGCUGGAUAAAUUCAAGUGUACUUAGUCAAACUCUGGCAUUUCCACCAGGAUCUUUCUGUGAUAUUUGUACCGUUUGAACUGGUAUAUUUUAAAUGGAGUCUCACAAAUAGCAUUUCAUCUACUGUACUAAACCCCAUAAUCGUUCAAAACUUUUUGUAAAAAUCUGACCAAAACAGGCUUACAAAAUGAGGCUACUUCUGACGCUGUGUGUAACGCUCUGCAGUCUAGAUGAUCUCAGAGAAGGGCAUAAGAGGGCUUUGUUCUCAACACAAAAGAAAAGAGCCGUUGGCUGAAGGAGAUGGCAAUUGCAAGCAACACUGAAUGCAAUAUAUCUCAUUGAAUCACCAACCGCAUAAACCUCACUCUAGAAAGCAGGAUAUCAUGCUUCUCUGUAGGAAUCUCUCAACUUUAUCCCAAACACUCAUUCCUUUCUGUCUGGUGAAUAUUACCAUUUCCUAAGCAAGACUGAGUCUUGUGUUUGUCUUCUACAUUUGACUAAAUUAAAUGCUUCGUCACCAACAACUUACUUUGGAAACAUCAAUUUAGUUAGUAUUAUAUGGUGUUAUAUUUUUUGUUGGUGUUAUAUUUUGUAUUAAUUAAAUGUUACUUACAAAA
Molecule: messenger RNA, 1672 nt
Organism: Osmerus eperlanus (European smelt)
Lineage: Eukaryota; Metazoa; Chordata; Actinopteri; Osmeriformes; Osmeridae
Exons: 7
Coding region: 78-854 (258 amino acids)
Biological process (GO): positive regulation of cell population proliferation; cell adhesion
Cellular component (GO): plasma membrane
Molecular function (GO): cytokine activity; stem cell factor receptor binding
Source: RefSeq, a predicted model, not a curated record